AUGUUCGUGCUACUUGCCGGCGUACUUGGACUCGCUGCCUUCGCGCAGCUCGUUGCGGCUUCACCAGACUCUGUCGAUUCGACCAACGGAUCCACGCCCGUGAUCGAUCUAGGCUAUGCCCAGUACCAGGGCACAUUCGAAUCCGAUACUAACACUUCCUACUUCCUCGGUAUUCGCUAUGCACAGGCUCCAGUAGGCGAGUCCCAUGUCAUUUACGGGCACCUCCGCUGGCGGGCACCACAGACGCCGACCGCUACGACAGGUGUGCAGCCGGCGACAGAGCAACCGAAUGAAUGCUACCAGAGCGCACUGAACGGGCAGUCGAGCACGAACCCGUACAGAACAGCGACCCUCCAGAAACGAGCGGGGGUUACUCAGGAUGAAGAUUGUCUCUUCCUGAAUGUAUAUACUCCGGGAGAGUUGCAGCCUAAUGCCAGCCUACCUGUUGUUGUCUGGAUACACGGUGGAGGAUAUAUUUCCGGGGCUGCAAGUGAUUUCACUGGCCAAGAUCUGAUCAAGGAGUCGGACUAUGGCGUUGUCGUUGUCAUCAUUCAAUACCGUUUGGGUGUCUUCGGCUUUCUUCCGGGCUCCGAGGUGAAGGCGAAUGGUGUGCUAAACGCGGGACUACUCGACCAACAUUUUGCUCUACAAUGGGUCCAAGAGCACAUUGCUACGUUCGGCGGCGAUCCGACGAAGGUUACCAUUUGGGGUGAAUCUGCGGGUGCCGGUUCAGUGUUACAACACAUCGUCGCAAAUGGUGGGAAGACAGAUCCCCCGCUGUUCCGUGCUGCCAUGACAAGCUCGACGUUCUUGCCUUUCCAAUACCAUUACAACGAUACUAUCCCAGAGACGUUGUUCCGAGAGACUGUCAACCAGACGAACUGUUCCAAUGCCUCAGACAAGCUCGAAUGCUUGCGCAGCGCGAACGCAACUACAUUGCAGACAGCGAACGUAAACAUCAACGAAGCGGGGUUCUACGGAACGUUUGUCUUUGUUCCGGUAGUCGACGGCUCCUUCAUCGUCGAGCGCCCGACCGUGACGUUGCAGCGAAAGGACUUCAAUGGCGAAAUGUUGCUCUCCGUCACGAACUCGCUUGAAGGAUAUGUCUUCGUGGAUACCAGCUCGCCACCGACUAACCUCACAGCAUAUGUCACGGAACUAUUCCCGCUGCUGAACGAGACGACAGUACAAAGCAUCGUCCAAACUUAUGCUGAUGACCAGGCACUGUCUACGACCUUGUCGCAAAUCGUCGCUGUGAUGGGAGAAUGCGAGUACCUACCAAUAUUCGUCUGCCCUACAUAUCUGCUGCUGCAGGCGUUUGGUAACCGUGCCUACAAGGGCGAAUUUGCUAUACCGCCCGGAUAUCACGGUCAAGAUGUUCAAUACUACUUCCCAACGUACGUUUCCCCUCCUUCCAACGCGUUACCACCAGCCUACAACAACUCCGAGUUCAUCACUUCGUUCUCGCAGUCGUUCUUGUCCGUUGUGCGCUCGUUGAACCCGAACGACAAGUUCAUCCCCGACUUGACGCCUGCUUGGUCGAUAUGGGCAAAUGACGCCACAGAGAUGCAGUUUAAUGUGACUGCCUCCGGAGAUCCAGUCAUAGAGACGAUCACGACAGAUCCGGCUCUGCUAGAGCGGUGCGCGUAA
Molecule: messenger RNA, 1650 nt
Organism: Rhodofomes roseus
Lineage: Eukaryota; Fungi; Basidiomycota; Agaricomycetes; Polyporales; Fomitopsidaceae
Product: alpha/beta-hydrolase
Exons: 13
Coding region: 1-1650 (549 amino acids)
Source: RefSeq, a predicted model, not a curated record